AACUAACCGACAGUUUGCAAAACAUUUGUCCAGGGGUGGGAGAAAACACACGGGCGUCCUUGUGAGCGCACACAGCAUGGCGCUACUAACUGAAGAGAGUCAGGGGUAUUUAACCAAAAACUCAACAGGAAACGGUGUGGAAGAAGCCGACAAUGUAUUCGCUAACAUGUACGGCUCCGGACUUGAUAAUCCACUAGCAGCCUGUGACAUGGAGCAGUGCAGUCAGACAGCUGCUGCUCCUCUGGAGGAGUUGUUAGACACAGACAGCCGUGUGGGCGACAGUUGCUCCUCUUCUGCCUGCGCCACAAUCUCAGAAACAGCCAGGGAGCUGUGCAAAGCUGUUUCCGUGUCUCUUGGGCUGGCCAUGGAGUCCGCUGACACAGCCGACAUGGACACUGUUCUCCACCCGUGUGCGAAUGACCAAAUGCGAGGAGAGUAUUUGUUCGGAUCCCUGCCUCUGAACUGUCCCGGAGCUCCGGGUACCGUGACCGAGUACACGUGCCCCAAUGACCGGCUCUCUCAACACGGCCACAAGCAACUGGUGGAAAUGUUCAAAAGUUCAGAAACUGACGCGCGCCUGCAACACCUCACCUCCACUCGGACAUCUGCGGAGGAGCAAAACUUCGCACUGUGCGAGGCUGAUGACAUAACUUCAGAGGAGAUAGAUCAUCUGGACACAACGAGUGCUGUCUCUUGCCCUUAUGCCACAAAUGCGCCAAACAAUUUGGCACACUUCGGACAAGCAGCCGUGGAGCGACAGUGCCGAGGCUACAAGCCCACCGACGAGGAGAGAGACUUCGGGGAAGCUAUGGAGAAAAAGUUCGGGGGUUAUCAGCCGGAACAAUACAGAGUCAAAGUGAAAUGUGAGGAAGGGGAAGCUGGCCGGGCACAUUGGGACAGUAAUUACACCUCUAAUGAGAGGUACAACUCGCAGUGUUGGGGCUCCAGGCAGUGCAUGAACGCGCACAGCACAGGGGCCAACACCGCGUUUAUAUGUAAUCCAUACGAGAGGAGCGCCGUGCGUCCCGAGCAGUGGUACCCGGGCGGGAUGCUGAGGCCGCCGUAUCCCAACUCCAACUACAUGAAGCCGGAAGUCGGUGAGUGGCUGGAUGUCGCCUACAAUGACACGAGGUUUGAGUCUGCCAGAGAGCACAUGUUCCCCAUGGAGUUCUUCUUCCCGCCACAGAGGACGUGCCUCAUCUGUUCAGAUGAGGCAUCUGGCUGCCAUUACGGUGCACUCACCUGUGGCAGCUGCAAGGUCUUCUUCAAAAGAGCUGCAGAAGGCAAACAGAAAUACCUGUGCGCCAGCAAAAACGACUGCACCAUCGAUAAGCUCAGAAGAAAGAACUGUCCGUCCUGUCGGCUGAAGAAGUGUUUCGAAGCUGGGAUGACUCUCGGAGCACGUAAACUUAAGAAGAUUGGACAACAGAAAAACCCAGAAGAGGAUCACCCUAUUCAGGAACAUUCAGAGGUCAUCCAGAACCCCUCUCCUACUUCAGGCCUGAACUACAACUCCCAAAUGGUCUUCCUCAACAUCCUGGAGUCCAUUGAACCCGAGGUGGUGAACGCAGGGCACGACUACGGCCAGCCAGACUCCGCUGCCACCCUGCUCACCAGCCUCAACGAGCUUGGAGAAAGACAACUGGUCAAAGUGGUCAAAUGGGCAAAAGGGUUGCCAGGUUUUAGAAAUCUCCACGUUGAUGACCAGAUGACUGUCAUUCAACAUUCGUGGAUGGGGGUGAUGGUGUUUGCCCUGGGAUGGAGGUCCUAUAAGAACGUCAACGGCAGGAUGCUUUACUUCGCCCCGGAUCUCGUGUUCAAUGAAAAUCGGAUGCACAUUUCCACCAUGUAUGAGCACUGCAUACGGAUGAGACAUCUCUCACAGGAGUUGCUGCUGCUGCAGAUCACUCACGAGGAGUUCCUCUGCAUGAAGGCCUUGCUCCUCUUCAGCAUCCUUCCUGUUGAGGGUCUGAAGAGUCAGAAGUACUUUGAUGAGUUGCGUCUCACCUACAUCAACGAGCUUGAUCGCCUCAUUAAUUAUGGGAUGGCACACAAUCGUCCUCAGAGGUUCUACCAGCUCACCCGACUUCUGGACUCUCUCCAGAUGACGGUAAAGAAGCUCCAUCAGUUUACAUUCGACCUUUUUGUCCAGGCUCAGUCCCUCCACACAAAGGUCAGCUUUCCAGAGAUGAUCGGAGAAAUAAUCUCAGUCCACGUACCAAAGAUCCUGGCAGGUUUGGCUAAACCGAUCUUGUUUCACCAGUAGAAGGAUUUUUGAAUUUAUCAAAAAAGUGACUCGUCUUUGCUGCCUGUGUAAACCCUAACGAAGGUACUGUUUCCCCACACCCCAAGUUUAAUCGCUCUUAGCCCUGUCAUGUAAUCAUUAUUUUGUUGCUCAUGUUUUUUUGUUCCUUUUAGCCAUAAUUGUGAUUGUUUGUUCAGAACUGUUAAAGCUUUUAUCUGAAGCGCUGCGAGUCCUCACCUGUAGACAGCUCUGCUUUUCCUGAGUCUGUGUUUUCAACCUGAGCAGAGCUGUUACUUUACAUAAGUUUGUGUAUCAUGAUUACAGCACACUAAAAGUAGCAGGGUUAAAAACUUGUUUUGCAUAUGACAUUAAAACACUUGACAAGGUAUUAACUUUACUAAAAGAACAAGAGAUGGCACAAAAAGCAGAUGAUAAUUGGAUCACGGAAACAAAACAAAACUUACAGCCCUUUAAUGUUCCAAAAUCUGUGCUCAAAAUCGCACCCCGACAUACAAUUCCUGUCAAAUUAAGUGUAUGUUUUCAGAGUAUGUAGAUGUUGUGUACGUGAGAAAUACCCUUAUGUGCCGUAAAUAAGCAAGAAUUUGUGAGGUUAAUUUUGCUGGGCAUCCCAAAAUGCAUUGCGGCUCUUUUAAACUGUUCAUUAACAGGCGGCGAUGUAGACGGUUAAAAUAAAUAAGCAUGAGCAAAAUAUUUUUGAAAAAGCACAUAAAUACUCAUAUAUUAACCUAAAUGAAAUAUCAAAAUAUUUAAAUUGCCUUCAAAUAAUACUGGAAAAUAUUAAAUUGUAUGGAUUUUUAUUCAACUGUAGCCUGGGCCGUCACACCGAAAAAACUGAAAUGUUGACUUGAAUAAUAAGUUUAAAUAAAAAAGUAUUAGGUUCAACUUAACAUUAUUGCUUUCAACUAACCUAAUACAGUUAUGUAAAAUGUGUUUAAUACACUUACUUAAAGUCAACUUUUCAGUUUUUUCAGUGCACUUGUUGAUUGAUGCACUUAUUUGAUGCAGAAAAGAAUAAUUUAUUUAAUUAACUACAGUGGGAACAAUCCGCUGGUGCUGGCAUAUCUUAUUGUUUUUUUUGGCAAACACUAUGCACGAUAUAGUGAUUGAGUAUGUAGCAUGCAGUAAGUAGGUUUGUGGUUUUGAACAGCCCUAAUGCUGCCUUCAGGAGCAUUUACUAAGUUCCUGCUUAUAAAUAUGAAAGUUGUUACAAUUUGGUGGGUUGUAAGUAUGUUGGCCUAUUAGGACUACUUAGGUAAAAAGAGGUACAUUACGAGCUGGGGGAGUGGGAAAUACAAAGAGAAAACCUUAAAAGUUCCAGAAACUAAAGUAAUACAUUUAUGCGAAAAAAUAAAUAAAAUGGUUUUAGAAUAAUUAAAGUGAUGAUAAGAAAUGAUUUUAUAUUGUGUAAUAAUUAUACAGUCAUACAUUUGCUAGAUGUUGUUCUGCAUCAGGAUGUACACCAUAAUGGACAAAUGAAAGAUGUUGCCAUGUUCCAUUAUGUUGCUGCUCCUCACUAACUAAGGUCGAUGGAACUGACAGUAUGUGGUACCCAAACCAAUUUUAAUUUUCGUAAAUAUGUGACUUUACAAAUAUCAGAGAAUAUCCAAGGCUUUUUUUAUCUGAAUAUUACCAUUUCCCAUGGCUCAGUAAUGUAUUUAUUUUUACCCUUCAAAGGCCCUAAUACGCCAUCGUUUUUUAGAGCUAAAGUGCCUUACACUCAGAAAUAAAGACUGUUAUCAAGCUUUCUAAUGAAUGGCCAAAAUCCACUGCUGAGACAAUCAAAGAUAUGGAAGUCAAUCAUUACAAAACAAACUUGAUGUCCUUAAUCAUACUUUGUGUCAAAUGUAUCUUAAAUAUGAUAUUGUCCUGCAGUGAGAAUGUACAGAAGUCGAUAAAUUAAAGAGAAUACAUAUGAAACAACAUGUGUUAUUACCUCCAAACAUAAAGAAACCAUGUUUGAAUUCUAAUCAUAAACUAAACUAAGCUAAGCAAGAUAUUUAGUUACAUUCUGGUAACAUUUGUAUUUUAUUUUAUGCGUGGUAUUUACCCAUGCAUUAAUAAAAUACGUGUUCUGUAUGAUUAUAGCUAUAAGUACUCAUAAAUAUAACAACUUAUACAACACAGAAGGAUAUAUCAUUCCAGCUAUGAGACCUGAGUUACACUGCGUGCUUACUGUCGCUGCACCUAAAAGCUUUUCUCAUCACACUGGCAGCAGCUGUUUAGAGCUGUUUCUUGAUGUUAAAGCAUUAACUUAUAAAUAUGUAUUGGGUAAACUUGUUCUGGUGGACACUUGGCAUGAGUGAAAUUAGAGAAAAAUUAUACUGUAAGCUGCUUUGAAACUUUAAUCCUCCUCUGCAAAGCUACAAAAAUUAACCAUGCCACAAAGAAAUCCCCCUUUGUUAGUUCUAAUUGUGCAUUAAAUAAGUAUCAAACCUCCUUAUGCAGAUACUUUAAAGCUUGUUAAGGCAAAGCUUACCCUUGAGGAUUCAUUGGUAAAACUAAAGUUGUGUUCACUCAGUAAGCGCUGCACAUUACAAAGAUAACUAUCCCUAACUAACAACAAGGUGUUGACACAUUCUGCUGUGUGUGUUGCAGCAGCAGAGACUGGCUCACACACAAUGAGAAGUUGAUUCAAAGUGCCUGGGAUCUUAGAUUAGUGCGGUAUUUUUCCAACAGGACAACAAAUAGUAACGUGCAGCCAAAGUAGAACUGGAAGGGCUUCUGAUGCAGAAUCUGAAAAGUCCUUGAAUAGCCCUGCCAAACCUUAGAGUUCAGAACAAAGGGGGGGAAAAAAUCAGUGGAAUGCCUUGAAGAUAACUCAUCAAAGACACUUGAUUUAAACAGUUGAAAACUAAUGAAGCCGAAUUCAAUCAUCAGUUUUUGUUUUUUAUUUAAAGAACGCAAAUUGAGCUGGUUAAACAAGUCACUUUGUACAUAUACCUUUGCCUGCUUGCUGAAUGACACUGAAAUAGUAUAUCGUCAGUAAAUGAACCACACGUGUAGCAGAUUAGCGUAUUUAUCACAAUCCAGAACAAACACAAUUUAAAAAUCACUUCUGUUUCACAUCCUGCAGCUCUGCUUUAUACUGUAAAUGCAACAGUUAUUAAAAAAGUCCACAUUUCUUUCAAUAGCUUGUAGAUGCAUGCAUUGUGUGUUUGUAGAACUGUGUUCAUCAUUUUUAGCUUUACACAAAGCAAUGCAUGGACAUCCAAGGAAAUCUCUCCUGUAUAUUCUAUUAUCAUUCAAUGCAUGGACCAUCUGUCAGGAAGCAUGAUGCCAUCUUGUUGUACAGUAACAAGCUGACCGUAACAGUCAGCUUCAGUGUUUUGUAUUAGACCCAUUCAUAAACUUGGCUGUGCGUCAAAAGUACUCUUCUUCAUCUGCGAGUCAAUACCUUCAUCUUGUCUUUUUAUACAAUACUUGCUAAAUGAAAAUGAAUGUGGAGGUUGACAAAUCCGGGUGAUCCAUGAUCCUGGACCCUCUCAACUUAAACAAAUGUGUCUUCUGUUAUUUAAGGGAGCAGUCAUGGAGUGUGAUAUUGAACAUACAGAAAUCCCAUUAAAACAUGUUCUGUAUAUCAUAUAUAAAUCCAAACAUGCAAAAGAACUGGAAAACUACUCAUCCUGUGUUAACCUAGAAAACGGUUCAAUACUCUGUUUUUUUAUGCAUGAAACAAACCAAGGGUAACACUGGGUGAGUAAUUGAUAAACAAAUGGUCAUUUUCUUGGCAAUAUUCCUUUAAGUAACAACAUCAUGUUAAAGUUUCGAUUAAAUUGAACUAUCCAGAAAUCUUGUCACAAUUACCUAAUGCACUAUAUUGUAAGACUGUUGUUGCAGAUAACAUUUUGUUAUCCUUGAAAUGAACACUGGUUUUAAAUAAUGUUGUAUUCUUUUUAAUUUUAUUUGAAGGCAGUUGCUCUGUACAUUUUGAAUACUAAUAUGGUUCAGUCACAGUAGGCUACAGUGUUUGUAUAAUGUGGAUGGACAAUAGCUGGUACACCAUGUGCCCAAUGUACUGCAUAUUAACCUGGUCCUUUGUACAUGCUAGCGUAACUGUUUAAUGUCUGUUUUGGUGUCCCAGCACUUAACUUUUAAAGACAUCUCUUGUAUGAUUUAUACCUUUUGUGAUUUUGUGUUUUUCAAUAUGUGUUUUUAUCAAAGGUGUAAAGCUGCAUUGUCUUUUAAAGACAAUUAAAAUAAUUCUGACUCUUUGUUUGAUGUCAUUGUACUUGAUAUAAAGCAGAUAUUAAGUACAGAUGCAAAAAAGAAAUGUCAAUUAAACUCAGGCUUAGGUCAAGAA
Molecule: messenger RNA, 6566 nt
Organism: Eleginops maclovinus (Patagonian blennie)
Lineage: Eukaryota; Metazoa; Chordata; Actinopteri; Perciformes; Eleginopidae
Product: androgen receptor-like
Exons: 8
Coding region: 77-2266 (729 amino acids)
Biological process (GO): nuclear receptor-mediated steroid hormone signaling pathway; positive regulation of transcription by RNA polymerase II; male gonad development
Cellular component (GO): chromatin; nucleus
Molecular function (GO): nuclear receptor activity; estrogen response element binding; zinc ion binding
Source: RefSeq, a predicted model, not a curated record